GUUAUUAUGAACUUCCCAAGCUCCCACUUAACUGAGGGAAUAAAGAUGUUCUUCACAGUGUCUCUGGCCAUCAGUUUUCCACUGAUGAUAUUUCCUUGCCGAACUUCAAUCCAUUCUCUUCUCUAUCGCAGGGUACACAUUGGUGCACACAGCAGUAAUGCGCCAGAGAGCAACCCAUCAAGCUAUGAUUUAGUUGGAAAUUAUAUGCCUGAAGCACGGUUCAAAGGCAUAACUCUUGGCAUAUUACUUACAAGCUUGGUUGUUGGGAUUCUCAUUCCAAACAUUGAAUUAGUGUUAGGCCUACUAGGGUCUACUAUGGGCAUGUUAAUCGCCUUGAUCCUGCCUUCACUUCUUUUUAUCAAAGUGAACUCCAAAGCAUCAGCUGAGAGAUUGUUAGCACAGGGUAUUAUGCUAAUGGGCCUUGUACUUAUUGUGACUGGAACAUAUCUUAAUAUGGCACACAUGAAUGAGGUCCAAAAUAUAUCUGAAGUUGGACCAACUGAAAGUCUUGAAAAACUUAAAUUGGAUCUACAAAUUCCCCAGACAGGAGAUAUUGCAAAAUCAGCUGUAGGAGCUUCACAGUCUGCUGACAACUCUGCCACUAGGAAGGAACCAGUGGCACCAGAACCCCCCCCGGAAGAGACUGAGAAAAAAGACAUCCUUUCAGAACAGAAACUGGAGCAAACAGAUGAAAAGGGAGAACAAAAGGGAGAGGAUAAACCUGCCGAGAAUAAAGCCAAGAAAAAUAGUCAAGGCUUGGAUGCUAAAGAUGAUAGUCUAAGAAAAACUUUGGAAGUUAAAGAUGAUAAAAGUCUAGGAGAUACUCUACACCCUGAUGCAAUUAAGAAAGAAGAAAAAGAAAAUAAAGAAGAAGGAGAUACUGAGAAGAAGACACAAGUAGAUCAGAUAGAAAAGAAGCAAGCAGAACUUUUGGAGAAAAUAGAAGAACAGCAGCAAGAACAAAAGAAGAUCCUGGCUGAGCAGAAAGAAAUUCUAAAGGAAUUAAAGGACCACAAAAAUAAACAGGAAGAAGAUGCAAAGAGAAAGGAUUUGGAACUCCAAGGGAAUAGUGCUGCAAAACCACAUCUUAAUAAUGUCCCUGCUAAUCUUCAAGGACAUGCAGACCCAGCUAUUUUGAUUCAGAAUCCGGGAGAACCAGUGGUUUCUCAUGAUCUGAAGUCCUCACUUCUGAAGGAUAAUCCAGAAGCUUUGCAUGCAUUUGAUAAUUUGCAGCCUAAAAAUGCAUAUCAAAUCAAUCCACAAGUUCCAAAUCAGCCAGCUGAAUUGAAUGCAUACCACAACAGCCAGAUUAAUUCAGGUAUACAGAUACCUCGGGUAGACACCGGAGCAGCAGAAACAAGGCCACAAGAAUCAGAAAUGGGUAAAUCUGCCAUACAAAAAGGCAAACAGGUUGUACAGGGAGACAACCAGCCUAAACUGGCAAAUAAAAAGUUACCAAACACCAGUAACCAAGGGCAUGUAGUGAAUGUUGCAGGAUAUGCUGGUGGCCAAGUAGCAUAUAUUGGAGGUCAGGAAGAUUUUAGAGGUAAACAAGAAGUGCCUUUUGGUAACCAAGCAGCAUAUCUUGGAGGUCAGGUUGAUUUUGGAGGUAACCAAGAAGUGCCUUUUGGUAACCAAGCUCCAUCUAUCAAUAAUAAGCUACCUGUACUCCAAACUUCAAUUGGUAAUGAGGCAGUUAGACUUGAGUACCAAGGUCCUCCUCCCAACAACAUUAAUGAAGGUCCAAUCAGUUCAGCACAAAAGCUAAAUGAACAAGUUGCAGAUAGUAAGACAGGUCCCGCAGGUAUACCUGGAAAAGAUAUUAAAAUGUCAGGUCAGAGAGAAGAUCCAGCAACAGGAAAUAUGCAGGUAGAUCCUAUACAAAGUGAAAAGAAAGACUCAACUUUAAUUGGUGUGGGGAAAAAAUCAUUGGACAUUAAUGCUCAGAAAGCAGCAGCUGCCCAUUUAGAUUCAGAUUUAAAUUUAAAUACGUUGGAAGAGCAACAAUCCAAACAAGUCAGACCUCCCAUGAAAGUUCCAGUUAUCAAAAGCUACAUUCAGAAAGAGACUCAAAAACAGGGACAUGGACUUAAGUUCAAUAUUGAGAAACUAGAGAGUGAAAAGGUUAUACCUAGUUCCCAAGAUAAAGAAAAAGAUAAGGUAAUUAUGAAGAAGAUGAAGGUUACAGAAGAAGAUAAAAGAGAGAAGAAAAAUAAUGCUCAUGAUGAAGAACGACGUAAAAGACAUGUUGAAGCACCAUACAGUCCAGAUUUCCCAGAGCUGGACCUUUUAAAAGAAGUUGUAAGGAAGGACAUUGGAGAUGUUGCAUAUGAUACUCGUCAUCUCUUAUGGACACAUAGGAGACGUAAAAAGAAGCGUCCCAACAAGAAUCGCGAUUAUCAAUACUGGGAUGAAACUUGAAUUUAAUUUGCCUCUUGGAAAGAUGUGUUAUAUACCUCAUAAUGCAAAAAAAGUUAUAUUGUAUUAAGCUUUUAGAUAUGUGGAAUUUUUACCAACCACAAGGACAGAGAACUUGAGGAUUAAAACGAGAGGUUCUGUAGAAAUGCUUAGUUUGGGCAAGAGGAAUUCAAGGUACAUGUUUUCACUGCAAGCUGACUUAUUAUAUCAAAAGAUGCCUGUGAUAACACAUUGUAUCUAACAGGGUAUAUAACUUAUCAGUCUUCCAAAGGUUUUGAAAAUCUAGCUAUUCUCCAUCAGUUGUAGGAUGUCAUUGGCAACAUUACAUUUGUUAGAAAGGGCUCAUAUAUUGUUAUGCAGUAUGCCUAGAAAUGAUUUUAAUCAUGAUUCAGAUAUCUUUUCUCAUUCCUUCAGUAUUUUAAAUACCCGGGAAAUGUGUUCUCAAAAACCCUAAUGUCUUGAAAAUAUAUUUAUAUAUGAAAUGGUAGAUUUGUACAGUAUAUUGAAAAACAUUUUCUAAAUUCAGGUGUGCACAUAGUAUAGAGAUUGUGCAUUCCACAUCGCAUUUAUACCAUUACAUUGUCAAUGAACUGCCAUUCAUAUAAAGGUCAGACAACAUUAUUUUAUGAAUUUGAUAAUGCACAAAAUCUGUUUUAUGGCCUCCAAUUUUGAGUUUCUGUUGUAUGAAAAUAUUUAGUCUGUUUCCUGAGCUGCAGCCUUUUGUUCAUAUUUUAUUUUCCAGUUGUGUGAAUUAUCUCCCCAGCAAUGCCUGAAUUUCUGUUCUAAAUAGUAUAUAACUCUCUCCUCUCCUCUCCUCUCUCUUCACUCUUCUCCUCUCUCUCUCUUCACUCCUCUCCUCUCUCUUCACACCUCUCCUCUCUCUCUCUUCACUCCUCUCCU
This is a messenger RNA of Penaeus indicus, 3318 nucleotides long. Its product is annotated as putative sodium-coupled neutral amino acid transporter 10. The coding region runs from base 7 to 2421 and encodes 804 amino acids. The transcript is spliced from 6 exons. Lineage: Eukaryota; Metazoa; Arthropoda; Malacostraca; Decapoda; Penaeidae. Gene Ontology annotation, biological process: amino acid transmembrane transport. The record is from RefSeq and is a predicted model, not a curated record. Gene Ontology annotation, molecular function: L-amino acid transmembrane transporter activity.